Molecule: messenger RNA, 1749 nt
Organism: Chroicocephalus ridibundus (black-headed gull)
Lineage: Eukaryota; Metazoa; Chordata; Aves; Charadriiformes; Laridae
Gene: SYT8
Product: synaptotagmin 8
Exons: 9
Coding region: 231-1424 (397 amino acids)
Biological process (GO): regulation of calcium ion-dependent exocytosis; regulation of dopamine secretion; synaptic vesicle endocytosis
Cellular component (GO): dense core granule; exocytic vesicle; axon
Molecular function (GO): calcium-dependent phospholipid binding; calcium ion binding; clathrin binding
Source: RefSeq, a predicted model, not a curated record
GACGGAGCUGCUGGGGCCGCCCGGUUCCUGGGCUGGCAAAGCAGACUUUCCUGUUUUGGCCGUGCUGUGCAGCCACCAUACCUGCUGCACCCUCGGCUCUGCACCCGGCGGGGUCCCGUCUCACCCUGUAGCAUGCCCCUGCCACGCGUGGUGUCUGGUCCCGGAGCUCUCGCAGCGGGGAAGGGAGACUAAGGCUGGGAAGGAGACGCAUCGGUCACCCCAGCUUAGCCAUGGCGGUGGCAGCCACGAAAGGCAGGGCGACGGCCUCCCGGCUCACCAGCAGCCCCAUGGCCAUGGCCACCACGGCUCAGCCGGGCUUCCUGGGUGGCUGGCUUAGCCAGAUCCCAUUACCCAAAUGGGCGCUCAUCGCUGUGGCUGUGGCAGCGGCUGUUCUCCUCCUCCUCUUCCUCAUCUGCAUCAUCAGGUGCUGCUGUUGCAAGAAGAAGCCCAAGAAGAAGGAGAGAGUCAACUUGCAUGCUGUCAGCAGCUCCACCACGGCCAGCCUCGUCCAGCCCGAGAUGGAGGACCUGGAGAGGGGUGUGGAACCGACAGGGCGAGGAAAGCUGCAGUACUCCCUGGAGUACAACUUCCGUGCGCAGGAGCUGAAAGUCGGCGUGAAGCAGGCAGCCGAGCUGAAGGCCAUGGACAGCGGAGGUACAUCCGAUCCAUACGUGAUCGUCUACCUAACGUCUGAUAGGAAGAAGAAGUAUGAGACCAAGGUUUACCGCAAGACCCUGAACCCCGUCUUCAAUGAGACCUUCACUUUCCUGGUACCCCAGGCAGAGGUGCCUGAAUCCACACUGGUGAUGCAGAUCUAUGACUUCAACCGCUUUGCUAAGCACAACAUCAUCGGUGAGGUCCGGCUGCCCCUGGCCAGCGUCAGCCUGCAGCAUGUCAUUGAGCAGUGGAGUGACCUGGCGGUAGCCAGUAAAGUGGAGGAAGAGCAACUGGGUGAGAUCUGCUUCUCGCUGCGCUAUGUCCCCAGCACUGGCAAGCUGACGGUGCUCAUCCUGGAAGCCAAGAAGCUGAAGCAGAUGGACUCUGAUGGGCUCUCAGAUCCUUUUGUUAAGGUGCAUCUCAUCCUGAACAGGAAGAAAUGGAAGAAGAAGACGACAAGUGUGAAGAAAAACACCUUAAGCCCUUACUUCAAUGAGAUGUUUGUUUUUGAGGUGCCUUUCAGUCAGAUCCAGAACGUGGACGUGGUCAUCUCCGUCUGGGAUCAUGACAAAGUGACCAAGAACGAGCCCAUCGGCAAACUCUUCCUGGGCUGCCGGGCCACAGGCAACCAGCUGCGGCACUGGUCCGACAUGCUGUCCAACCCACGCCGGCCCCUUGCCCAGUGGCACAACCUGCAGCCCCCAGAUGUGGUUGACAAAGCCCUGGGGCUGAAGUCCCACCUCAAGCUGCCCCUGCCACCCAGAUAGUGGGGGUCUCCUCCGCUACCCGGGGCGCAGGACAGAGGGCUUGUGGAGGGGUGAGGGGCUUCUGCUCAGCAGCAUCUAGACGUGUUUGUCCCACCUCAGUGUCAGCAAAGAGGGGACUGGGGGCUCUUUCUGGCCAAGAGGUGAUCUGGCUGCUGGUGCAGCUCAUGCCCUAUGUAAUGCCCGGAGUGGAGCAGCUCGGCACCCCAGGGCAAGGCUGGACGUGGAGCAGAGGAUGCUAGAUGGGACGGCACGGAUGCAGGAGCCGACUCAUCCCAACCACUCAUGGGCCAGGGGAACAAAUACACAGAGUUUCAAGCUCAUGCAA